Molecule: messenger RNA, 2574 nt
Organism: Telopea speciosissima
Lineage: Eukaryota; Viridiplantae; Streptophyta; Magnoliopsida; Proteales; Proteaceae
Product: floral homeotic protein APETALA 2-like
Exons: 10
Coding region: 597-2264 (555 amino acids)
Biological process (GO): regulation of DNA-templated transcription
Molecular function (GO): DNA binding; DNA-binding transcription factor activity
Source: RefSeq, a predicted model, not a curated record
GGAGAGAGUAAUCAGUAAAGUCCUUCUUCUAAAGCAAAAGGGUUAAUUUGGGGGAGAAGGAAGAGUGAGGAAAGUAUCUGAAUAUGAAUGAUUGAGAGAGAGAGAGAGAGAGAGAGAGAGAGAGAGGCGUGAAGGGUCGGUGCUUUUUGCUAAGUUUUCUCAGGUUGGCCUUGUCGAUGCUGUAUUGGGUAUUUGGAGUUUGGGGGAUUCAAGUUCUGGGGGACAUCUCAUCUGUAGGCUAUUUUACCUUUUGGCAAACACAGUUCUUCUCAUAGCUAGUCUUUCUGAGGUUCUUGUUUUAUGAAACAUCUCAUCUCAGUUUAUAUAUAUAUAUAUAUAUAUAUAUAUAUAUAUAUAUUGUAUAUGUAUACACCUGAUCUAGAGACAAUAAGGGGAGAGAAGUAGCAGAGAAAUUAAAAAGAUAUACAAAGAAAGGAAUUAUCUUUUGCCGACAGGAACCCAAAUUCUGGUUUCGAUGGUGAGAGAUGAGAAGUGAACUUAAUCUGUUAUUCGUUGAUACGAGUAAAGAUUGGAGAAGUACCGAUCUUCGAUCUUCUGCAACCACCACCACCACAAGGGAAGAUUAAUUUGACAAUAUGUGGAAUCUCAACGAUUCGCCUGACCGGAGGAGUGAAGAGGAAUCAGAAGGUUGUUCUGUUGAAGGAGAUGAUGAUAAGGGGAAAAGGGUCGGAUCUGUUUCCAAUGACAAUUCGAGUUCUUCUGCUGUGGUUGUUGAAGAUGGAUCGGAGGAAGAAGAGGAAAUGGAUGAAGAUGGUGGUGGAGGAGCAAGGAGGAAGAGAAGAAGUAAGAUCUUUGGCUUCUCUGUCACGACCCACAACGCCAACAACAACAACAACAACAACAACAACUGUUCUUUAGAAAGUAUUCCGGUCGUGACUCGGCAGUUUUUCCCGAUGGAGGAGCCUGAAAUGGAGACGAUCCAGGGUGGUGUUUCUGCUUCUUUCCCAAGGGCUCACUGGGUUGGCGUCAAAUUUUGCCAGUCGGAACCCCUUGCCACCUCUGCUAAGGCCGCCGAUGUUUCGCAGCCAAUGAAGAAGAGUCGCCGGGGUCCCAGGUCUCGAAGCUCUCAGUAUCGUGGUGUCACCUUUUACAGAAGAACCGGCCGUUGGGAGUCUCAUAUAUGGGAUUGUGGAAAGCAAGUUUAUCUGGGUGGAUUCGAUACUGCACAUGCAGCUGCUCGUGCCUAUGACAGAGCAGCUAUCAAGUUCCGGGGAAUCGAAGCAGAUACAAAUUUCAGUAUUGGAGAUUAUGAAGAAGAUAUGAAACAGAUGAGCAAUUUAACAAAAGAGGAAUUCGUACAUGUUCUUCGACGGCAAAGCACCGGAUUUCCGAGAGGAAGUUCUAAAUUCAGAGGUGUUACCUUGCACAAAUGUGGAAGAUGGGAAGCUCGGAUGGGCCAGUUAUUGGGCAAAAAGUAUGUGUACUUGGGUCUGUUUGAUACUGAGAUUGAAGCAGCUAGGGCUUAUGAUAAAGCUGCUAUCAAGUCCAAUGGAAAGGAAGCUGUGACAAACUUCGAUCCCAGCAUUUACGAGGAGGAGCUCAAUUUGGCAGGCAAUGCUACUGGGCAUAACCUGGAUUUGAGUCUGGGGAGUUCUAAUUCUACCUCCAAAAGCGCCACCAUGGAUUAUCAAUCCUCCUCUUUGCCAAUGCAUUAUGAACCAGACUGGGGAACCAGCAACAGAAAAGGCUUCAAGCCCCAGUUGAGUGAUACAUUCAAGUUGCUUCCGGAUGAGCAGUCUACGAGUUACAGCCACAGAAGAGACAGGAGCGAUGAGAACGAGGCUUUACGGCUGCUUAACCAAACCCACAUCCAAUCCCCAAUCUCUUCACUCAAGGUCCAUGGGAUACAGAGAUAUGAGCCAUUUUCCAGAAGUGGGGAAGCUCCAAUGGUUCCCGCACUGCAACAACAACAACAACAACAACACUACCGUCCUCCGAAUUAUCAAUUUGAGUUUCGUAGUAGUAGCGAAGGAGGAGGAGGAGCUGGAGGCCUGUCUUUAGCGACAGGAGGAGACACACAGCAGCGGCAAUCGGGUUGGAACAAUAGAGGGAGCAGUAGUAAUAGUAGUAGUAGUGUUAAUGGUGGCUGGGCAGCUUCUGCCGCUGCUUCUGCUACUGCUGCUGGAACACCUCAACUGUUCGCGACCCCUGCAGCAUCAUCAGGAUUCCCACCAUCGCCGAUAAUAAAACCCCCAAGUUGGCUGCAGAAGAAUGGGUUCCACUCACUCAUGAGACCCACCUGACAACUCCCCAAUUUUGUUUUUGCAAGUCUUUCUGCAAUGCCUUUUCUGAUCUCUCUCUCUCUCUCUCUCUCAUCUUUGAAUCUUUCAGUUCAGACACAAAUCUGUUGCUUGGCAGUGGCACUACCAACUCCAUGGAAACGUGAAACAAAGCCCAAUUAACCCAGGUCGCUGAAGAGAUUAAAAGUUGCAGAAGCCAGUAGCUAAGUAGGGUUGUGCAAGUAAAAACUGAAAAAGAAAAAGUAGAAAAGUCCCUGAAUCACCAUCUCUCUAGCUCUUCUCGUUGUUGGGGAUGAUGGGUCAUCAGUCAAAC